AUGGUGGUCGGGCGAGGCCACACGAGGCGAUCCGCUCCCCUCGCCGUCGCCGCCGCCGCCGCCGCCGCUGUGAUGGGAGCUGCUGCUGCCUUGUGGGCUCUGAUCCGAUCCAAGCCGUCGGAUAACGAGAGGCGUCGCCACCCGACGGCUUCAGAAGAAGGCGAUGAUGUGGACGACGGGGCUUAUAUCGAGGCGUGGACAAUAGCGG
Messenger RNA from Closterium sp. Naga37s-1, 208 nucleotides. The record is from the annotation of a GenBank genome assembly. Lineage: Eukaryota; Viridiplantae; Streptophyta; Zygnematophyceae; Desmidiales; Closteriaceae.